ACCCCGGCCUGAGGCAAGAGGGGCAGUGGUGGCUUCCGGCCCCGUCUUCGCUUCACCGCAAGGCCGAAGAAUGAGCCCUGCUGGUACCCAUGAAGGUGCCAUGCCGUGUCAUGUUGUAUCAAGGCUCCUCUUGCACCUCCAGGUGCAAUGGCUGGAUAACAGCCUCUGACCACCAUGCCAGAUGUGGACAGAUGUUCUUAACCAGAGAGAAUACACUCUGUGAUACUGGAGCAACAUCCACCAGACUGUCUCAUGUGAAACUUUACGCAUUGACAAGUCAAGUUAUCAAUGGGGAGAUGCAGUUCUACGCCAGGGCCAAACACUUCUACCAGGAGGUGCCAGCCACAGAAGAGGGCAUGAUGGGAGACUACAUUGAGCUCUCCAAUACAGACAUUGAAUCCUCCCAGGAGUUUCUCAGGAAGUUUGUUGGGGGAGUGGGGAAAGCUGGUACCAACCGUGCCCUGGACUGCGGCUCUGGGAUAGGUCGUAUCAGCAAGCAUGUCCUGUUACCAGUUUUCAAGAGCGUGGAACUGGUGGAUAUGAUGGAGAAUUUCCUGGCUGAGGUCCCAAACUACCUACAGGGCAAGGAGGACAGAGUAGAGAUGUAUUAUUGUAAAAGCCUCCAGGAAUUCACUCCAGCCCCACAAAGAUAUGAUGUCAUCUGGAUUCAGUGGGUUUCAGGAUAUCUGACAGAUAAAGAUCUCCUGCACUUUCUAAUCCGGUGCCAGAAUGGCUUGAAGGAUAAUGGUGUCAUCAUUCUCAAGGACAAUGUAGCCAGGGAGGGCUGUGUCCUGGAUUGUCUGGAUAGCAGUGUGAUCAGAGACCUGAAUAUCAUCCACAGCCUCAUUGAAAUGAGUGGACUCACUAUCCUACGAGAGGAGAGGCAGGAGGGAUUCCCUGAGCAGUGUGUCCCAGUAUGGAUGCUGGCCAUGCAGAAAGACCCUGGACAUUCCUGAUUGUGUACUGAGGCUGCAGAGACUGGACUAUGGAUGAAGCCCAGGACUGGGAAAGAGAAAAGCAGCUGAGUCCUCCUAACCAUUCACUGCUACGACUGCAGCUCUAGGGCAGCAACUGCUGAAAGAUCAGGAGAGAAUCACAAUGGAGCUUCUUCAGGGAAAAGUCUUUUUCUUAAUCCUACCUGCUUCAUCAUUCUCUCCAUCUUUAAAAGCAUUUCUAACAGCUCCUAGCCUAGCCAGAUCUCUCUUUCAUUAAGAAGUCAAUACUGGAUAAAAUCAAAUCAUAGAAUAUAUUUAGAUCUGACAUUUCUGUAGUGGCUAAUACAUUUUGGAGUGUUCUGUAUGAGAUGUUAACAAGUAAGCCUGCUUUUCACUAUGGCACUUAAAUGUCUUUGGACUUUAAGAAGGAUCUCUCAGAUGACUGAAGCAGGAAAUUCAGAUAACUUCUGGAACACCUAACCCAAAUUUUACUGCCGUGACUAUCUGUACUUCAGAAUAUUUCAGCCAAAAGUGUUAAGGGAAGUUUUAACCACUGUUGCCGUCAGCUAUUCAGUUUUGGGGGUUUUGAGUGUUUUUUGGUUUGGGUUUUUUUUCCAUUUCUGUCAGUUUAGACAGUAAGACAACCUGGUCCAUUUUGCACUUCUAGGAACUACUUUAUCUUCCUGAUGUUUCCACUGUAGAACAGUAGUGGUGCAUAAGGGAUUUUGGACUCCAGGGGAAAACUUAACUGACAAAUACAUGCAUGUUUGCACUGAAAUUUUGGGCAAAAGCUUGCCCCCACAAAUUACACUCUGGAAAAUAUUUUUCAAAAUGUUCACAAUGGAAACCACUUGAAAGCUUCUCUUUAUUAUUCAUAUCACUGUAAAUUUUUUUCUUUCCCAUAUUCAGAACAAGUGUGGCUCCAGAUGCAGAGCUGAUGGGAUUUCAUGAGGUGUUAAUAGUAAGACCUAAGAAGAACUAAUACAGUAUUGUAUUAACAACUGUGCUGAACUGCAAAGGGUAUUAGUGUAACCCAAAAGCAUCCAUGAUUUAUAUUCCAACAGCACUUGGAUAAUCCUGGAUUCAAAAAUAACACUCAUGUCAUCUUCUUAAGGCUCAUAGAAACUACACAUUAAGCUUCUUAUCCCCUUCAUAGAGGCACAGAUAGUGGUGCAGGAAGGCAGGAGUUUGUUUUGCAAGAACCAACCAACCAACCAAAUAAAAAGGCAGACUUUGAAGUUUUGUUUCAUUCUGCAUGAGGAUGAGAAGGGAGAAUUUUGAAAUUCUUUAGAGGAAAACCACACAACCACAGAUUUUGCAAGUUGAUUAAAAUUUUUCAAUCCAUCAAAAUUGAAUGCAACUCUUGAGUUGGACAUCUAAAAUAAUUUGUGCUAAAAAUGUUACGAGAUGCAGUAGAGAGCAAAUUAAAGUUGGCUUGUUUGGAAUACUACAAAUCAAUUGUAACAUUAGAAUGGGCACUCCUGGCUCCAUCAGAGUCUUUAUUGUGUUUCAUUCCCCUGAAAUGCAGUUCUGGCAAAAUUUAUCUGACUUUACAGAGUUGCAUUAUGACAAAACUCUACAUUCUGAUAGAGAUGUGCUCUAUAAAAUAUCCUCCAUGUGACUGUAGGCACAGUUAUCUGUGUCAGAUACUGACAUCUGUGUUAGAUUAACUGACAUCGAAAAUAACGAGAUAGGGACACCUCUCAGCUGGAUUUUAGCACACUUUGCUAUCCUUUGAUGACAAAUCUCCAGUUUUGGUUUUACUUGCAUAACUUGUCUUCUCCCCAGCAGUAUGCUUGCAUACGUUGGGAAUCGCAUCCUGGGCUUCAUCAAAAGCUGCAUUGCCAGCAGAUCCAAAGAGGUGAU
Molecule: messenger RNA, 2801 nt
Organism: Pogoniulus pusillus (Red-fronted tinkerbird)
Lineage: Eukaryota; Metazoa; Chordata; Aves; Piciformes; Lybiidae
Gene: NTMT2
Product: N-terminal Xaa-Pro-Lys N-methyltransferase 2
Exons: 5
Coding region: 90-956 (288 amino acids)
Biological process (GO): N-terminal protein amino acid methylation
Cellular component (GO): cytoplasm
Molecular function (GO): N-terminal protein N-methyltransferase activity
Source: RefSeq, a predicted model, not a curated record